Molecule: messenger RNA, 5031 nt
Organism: Micromonas commoda
Lineage: Eukaryota; Viridiplantae; Chlorophyta; Mamiellophyceae; Mamiellales; Mamiellaceae
Product: peptidase S8 and S53 precursor
Exons: 1
Coding region: 1-5031 (1676 amino acids)
Biological process (GO): proteolysis
Molecular function (GO): serine-type endopeptidase activity
Source: RefSeq, a predicted model, not a curated record
AUGCGUCGGAGGCGGGCGUUCCUCGCGCCGCUCGCGGCGCUCGCGAUCUUCGCGGCUAUCGUCUCGGUGGCGCGCGCCGAUGUCCACGCGCCCGUCGGCUUCGGUCGCGGUCAAACCUUCCUCCUAUCCGCGAGGAGAGUGUUCGCAACGGAGGCGGGCGCCGACGACGCUCGAGUCGAGCCGCGGCGGAGGCUCGUCGAGAACGAUCCGCGGUACGGCACCGCGGUCCGGCGCGUGCUGCUCGAGGGCGCGCGCGACGGUCCAUCGGAGGGCGGAGGGGAAGGCGCCGGAACGCGCGACGAGAGCGGCCCACCACGUCACGGCACCGAUACGCCCAAACGCCGAGACGGCGUUGGGGUGGCGCGGUUAGCGAGGCGCACCGUGGACGCGGACGAAGAACUCGCCGCGGAAGCGAACGGUACCAAGCCGCGGCUGACGUCACCGAGGCCCGGGCCUCGGGGCGGGCUCGGGGCGUCCGCGAAGCGCGCGUCCACCACGCGAGACACCGGCGACGACCGCCCGAAGAUCCCGACGACCGACGGCCCCGAACGAAAGAACCUCGAUCCUCGCUGGAGGCUCCUCCUCCUCGACGACGACGACGACGACGACGCCGUGUGGUCCAACCCGGGGGAUCUCGGAGCCGACGCGAUCGCCUCGUCGUCCUCCCAGCUCCUCGUCGUCACCGACGGACGCGCGGGCGUCGCGGCACAGCUGGCCGACGCGCUCGCGACGAACGGCGGAGCCCUCGGCGAGAUCGUCCCGGCGUUCUCGUGGACCGCGAUCGGCGGCCCGCGCGCCGCGAACGCCGCGUCCGCGGUGCCGGGGGUGACGUGGGUGGGCCCCGUACGCCCCGAAGACGCCAUCGCGAGGGCGUGGGACCCGCUGUUCGAGGCGAUCGCGCUCGGGGAUCGCGCGCGGGUGGACGACGCCAUUCGCGGAUUCGACGGAGGAUUUGUCGGCGGUCGGAUCGCCGCGCGGGUCUACCCUCCGUCUCUCAGCACCCCCGACGGCACCCCCGACGGCACCCCCGACGGCACCCCCGACGGCACGCGCGGGAUCGUGGACGCCCUCGCCGCGCGGAUACGGGACGGAUUCGCGACCGCGUCGGGCGACCCGCUCGCGUCGGCGUCGGCGUCGGCGGACAAAAAGUUUGUCUCGGUUUCUUUCGCCGCGAACGCCGCGCCUCGCGCGGUGGGGUGGCUCGCGUCCCUCCGCGCCGUGCACCGCGUCGCCCCCGUGCUCCGCGUACGUCCCGAGAGGUUUUCGAAGGGGUUCAUCCCGCGUUCCUCCGGUAGGUUCGGAGCCGGCGGUCGGUCGCUUUCAAACUUCGAGGCGACGGAGGUUGUCCAGGGCGGGGAACUCGCGGGGGUGAACACGAAGACGCCCUUUUACGACGCCGGCAUCGACGGCGCCGGGCAGGUUGUCGGGUCGGGCGACAGCGGCUUGGAGGCGCGGCACUGCGCGUUCAGCGCGCCCGGUAAGGUGGUCAUGCACAGGUCGCUCACGGGGGAUACGCGCGAUCAGAGCGGCCACGGCACCCACGUCGUGGGGUCCAUCGCGGGUGACUUGACCUCCGACGGGUCCGGGUCCAAGUACGACGGCGUGGCGAAGAAGGCGUCGGUGGCGUUUACGGACAUGGGCUACGAGGUCAACGCGACGAGGCUGUGUUACUGCUUGUCUUCGGCGACGUGCUCGCCGAACGCGGCCAACGAGGACUGGGACGGCCAGUAUGACGGCACGCUGGCCAACGGCGAACUGGACAGUUCCACGUUCACCCUGGGCGGCGUUACCUACCCGGUGUCGAACCUUCACGCGUGCAAGGACGGCGCCGGCGAUCGGGCGUGCACGAAGUACGAUAGAUCGUGCGCGGACGAGGGGAUGACGGACUGGCACCAUCCGCGAGGCGUGCUGUGGAACCUUUGCUGCGUUUUCAGCGUCGUGAAUGGCGAACAGACGGCGUCGUGCACGAAUGAAUGCGCCCACGAUCGGACGUUAAACGAGAAGAACUUCCUGUGCAAGUACAACGGCAAGGCAAUGUAUACUGAGGCUGACGAAACGUGCAGCACAUACGCGGCGUACGGCGUCACCGAGUAUUUUCCCGAUGGAUUCGUGAAGGAGUCUCUGAAGAGCAUGUCGGACAUCGCGACGGAUAUGUAUGACCACGCAAAGGCUGCCGGGGCGAGCAUACACUCCGACAGCUGGGGCGGCAACACCCCGGCUUUCGACGUCCAGACUAACCAGGUUGACAACUACGCCUGGAGCAAUCUCAAGUUUCUGCCCAUGUUCGCGGCCGGGAACGAGGGCCAAGAGGCGGAGGCGAACACCCCCGCGGAUUCAAACGGUAAAACGUAUAAGUACACAGACGGAAGGGGCACUCUCGGCAAUCCGACAAACGCUAAAAACUGCGUCUCCAUCGGCGCCGCGUUGUCUGACAACUCAGAACCCAUCGAUAACUCCAUGCUGGCGACUAAGUUCGGCGACAAGUGGGACAACAGGACCGACUGGACGUGGCAGGUGGACAUCGGCGGAUCCGAGGGGACGCACUGGAGCAGCUCCCUCAUCCGAGGCUUCCGCGCCGACGUCACGAUCUCGGCACCCUCGGGUGGGGACCAUUCCCUGGACGGGCGCGCUGCGGUGGUCGCGGAUCCGGUGGUUCUGUGCAGCACGAUCCUUAACACGGCUGAGAUGAAGGACAAGGUGGUGAUUUUCCGCUGGUCAUCCUGCCUGACGAUCGAUCUCAUGAUCGAUCGCAUGCAGCAGAUGGUAACCGCGGGCGCGGCGGGCUUCAUCGUGUAUGUAUUCGACUGGUACGAGCCCGAGAGAUUCAAGUUGCUCGCCGCCAACUCUGCCACGGGAUGGACUAUUCCAACCAUCGUCCUUCCGGGCAAGGAGGGCGAGCUCCUGAGGCAGCUCGUGGACCAGAGGGGCGCCGGCGUGACGCUCGGGAUAUCCGGGCCGAUCCUACCCCCGAAGAACAAGUUUGAAAACAUGGCGUCGUUCAGUUCCCUGGGGCCCACGUACAAUUGGCUGAUCAAGCCCGACUUGGUGGCGCCGGGAGACAGCAUAUAUUCCGCGUCUAUCCUGACGGAGGCGGAGGUCGCGGGCGGCGACACCUGCAAGAAGGUAGACAAGGACGGCACCUCGAUGGCCACCCCGGUAGCCGCGGGCGCGUUCGCGCUUCUCAGGCAGUACUUCACCGACGGGUUUUACCCCUCGGGUGAGAAAAAAUCAUCCGACGCCUUCGUCCCGUCGGCUGCGCUUCUCAAGGCUGUGAUGGUCAACGGCGCUCAGGCCCUCACCGGGUUUGAAUCCGACGGCUGGCCCAUCGACCCGCCGCCCUCCACGAAGCAGGGUUGGGGACGCAUCGAACUCGCCGCGUCCGUGCCUUUGCCGUCGUCGGUCAAGCUGGACGUCUCCGCGCAGAAGACGCCUACGAACCUAAUCGUGGUGGACGACGUCGACGAUAAGAUGACGGCGUCGAGCGAGCGCGGGCUGUGCGUCGACGUCGACGGCUCGAUCGAGGAUCUGCGGGCGACGCUGGUGUGGACCGACCCUCCCGGAUCGAUGGCCGCGGAGGGGGCUCUCGUCAACGAUCUCGACCUGCAGCUCUUCUUCGGGGAUGCGGGUGCCGGUAAAAUGCUCUGGCCCCUCUCUGGGGAUGAUCUCGACGGCAAUUUCCCCUUCAACGGAGACGGUUACAACAACGUCGAACGGGUGAUAUGGAGCAAACCCGACGUCGGACGGUACUGGAUCAACGUCAAACCCUGGCAAGUACAGGUGCCGCAGCCCUUCGCGCUCGCGGUGACGGGCCAGGUGACGGAGGUGGCCGGCAAGAAGACGAAAGCCUCGUGCUUACCGCCGCCGCCCCCGCCGCCGCCGUCGCCGCCGCCGAGCCCGCCGCCCCCGCCGAAACCCCAAGCACCCCCCGGCGCCGCCAUCAUCGGUCGCGCCGUCUCCACCGGCUACCUCUCCGGCUGUCUCGUCUACCUCGAUGCCAACUCCAACGGUAAACUCGACGCGGACGAGCCACAGUACACCACGGAUAAGUUUGGCGGUUUCAGCCUCGAGUCGGCCGCCGGCGGCGACGUUAGGGUCAGCGCCUCGCGAUCCAUCGCCGGAUCCGAGGCGUGCGCCGAUUCCUUCACGGGCAUCGCGCCGGGCGUGACGUCGCUCGCGUCCGGCGGGGUAAAGCCCGGUACGGGCCGCGUCGUCACCGCGCUGACGACGGUGGCGAAGGCUAUCGACAGGGUGGAUUCGCAAUCUCGCGUCAAGGAAGUCUUCGGGAUACCGGCAGCCGUCGACAUCGCCACGACGGAUCCUCUCGCGGCGCUGGCCGCCGGCGGGGACGGGGGCAAGGAGCUCCUCGUCGCGACGACGCUCGUGACGAACCUGGUGUCGACGCUGACGUCCUUGCUCGAGAAGGCGAGCGGCGACGCGUCCACGGCCGAGAGUCACGUCGUCCGAGCGCUCGCGGCUAAAGUCGUCGACGCGAGCGGUGGAGCGGCGGGCGGUCGUCGCAUGCGAACGCUCCUCGCGUCGUCGUCCUUCGACCUCGCAUCCGAGGAAACCGUCACGUCCAUCGCGGACGCCUCCGUUCAGAACGCCGUGGCGGCCGGGGCGACCGCGCCGAGCUCGGCGGCGACGGCGGCCGUCGUCAAGCUCUCAUCCGCGGCGGCGACGGUCUUGAAGACGGACAUCGCCGCGGCGUCGACCCCCGAGGUGAUGAUGACGUCCGCCGCAGCGGUGUCGGCGGUGAUGCAGGGCUCGGAGGUCAAGACAGCGGUCGCGGAUGCGGGGGGAGGCGGUGCGCUCGCCACGCUGACCCAAUUGGCCGAUGCGUCGACGAUGAGCUCGAAAGUCGCGACGGCGAAGCAGACGGUGUCGGUCGACUUGCCGAAGGCUCCGCCGCCGCCGCCGACGUCGCCGCCGCCGCCGCCGCCGAAGCAGCUCGUCGUGGAUUCCGGUGGAUCGACGAGGCGCCCGACGGCGGCGGCGGUGAUGGCGGUGGCCGUCGCGUGGUUGAUGUUGUGA